UUUUAGCUCUUAGAAGCCCGUUUAGCUUGUAGCUUGAGUGUCCUUUUGUGAACAAGAAAUGGCUUUUAUUCCUGUGUCUCAGGACGAGUUCAGCUGUUGUGUUUGCCUGGAUCUACUGAAGGACCCGGUGACUGUUCCCUGUGGACACAGUUUCUGUUUGAACUGCAUUACAGGCUGCUGGGAUCAAGAAGACCAGAAGGGUGUUUACAGCUGCCCCCAGUGCAGAGAGACCUUCACUCCAAGGCCUGCUCUACGCAGAAACACAAUGCUGACUGAAGUUAUAGAGAAGCUGAAGAAGACUGUACUGCAGUCUGAUGUUAAGGCUCCUUCCUACGCCGGACCAGACGAUGUGGAAUGUGAUUUCUGCUCUGGGAGAAAACAUAAAGCCAUCAAGUCAUGUCUAACAUGCCUGGUCUCCUAUUGUGAAGCUCAUAUUCAGCCUCACUAUGAAGUGCCUCGCUUUAGCAAGCACAAGCUGGUGAAUGCCACCUCCCAGCUUCAGGAGAGGAUCUGCUCUCAGCAUGACAGGAUUAUUGAGGUGUUUUGUCGCACAGACCAGCAGUUAAUCUGUAUGAUGUGUUCCUUGGACAACCACAACGGACAUAAGACGGUCUCAGCCGGUGCAGAACGGACCGAGAAGCAGACAGAGUUGCUGGGGAUGAAGGUGGGGAACCAGACACAGAUCCAGCAGAGAAUGAAGGAGCAGCAAGUGGUCCAUCAGGCCCUGCUAACUCUAAAGGCCUCUGCACAGGAAGCUCUUGAGGACACUGAGAGGAUGUUCACUGAACUUAUCAACUUCAUGGAGCAAAAGCGUUCUGAAGUGACUGAGUCGAUCAGAGCUCAGGAGAGGGCAGAGGUGAGUCGAGCUGAAGGACUCCUGGAGCAGCUGGAGCUGGAGAUCACUAAACUGAAGAGCAGAGAUGCUGAGAUGGAGAAACUUCAGCCAGUGGAGGACCCUGUUGACUUCCUACAGAGUUUCAAACAACAUCUCGCUUCUACAUCUGAGGACUUUCUUGGGGUCACUUUUGAAUCAGGGUUCUCUUUCAGUGAAAUAAUGAAAGCAGUGUCCCCAUCUCUGAGGGAGAAAACCAAAAAGUUCCAUCAGGAAGUACUUAAAGUCACAGGCUUCAUGAAGGGAGACCUGGUCAAACUGAAGACCCCUGAGACCAUUUCAAAGUUCCUUUACUGUCCGCACGGCUCCCACAAAUAUAACAUCACUGUUGGUGGUGUGGGCGUGGUAUCAGCUUUGACAGAGACAGAUUCAAUGACUUUCAACUUUCCUGAUCACUCUGGCUGGAAGGGAAGCUCAUCUAAGCUGGAACUGGUAUUAGCAAUGCAUUAGAAAUCGGAAUCACUUAUAGUUGUAAGUGUUCUUACAAUGAUUUUUGACAAAACCGCAGCAUCCCUGGGCAAAUGUUUUACUAGUAUUUUUACGUAAAUGUACCUUUUGUUACAAACCAUUUAUUAAUAUAAUGUUUAUUCAUCUAAUAUACUAUAGUUUAGAAAUCGCACAUCUUUAGCUUAUUUCUUACAAUAUUGCAUGUCAGCUUUGCAGUUUGAGGAAACUUGUACUUGUAUUUGCAAUGUUGACAUGAAAUGUUCUUGUACCUUGGAGUUGUAUUUGAGGACUCUUUGCCUCUAAAUCAGUAAGACUUUAGUUGCUCUUGAAUUUAUUUUCACCUGAUGUGUAUUGCAUUUUACUGUAUCUGUACUAAUGUCACCAUUUUGUUAGGUCCAGUUUUUAGUUUAUGAAUUGCUGUUGUUGGUGUUUACCAGUCAAAUGAGAAGAGACUUUCAAAAUAACUUUCAAUGGAGAUAUUAUUCAUCUUGCUUUAUGAAACAUACCC
Sardina pilchardus (European sardine) is the source of this 1847-nucleotide messenger RNA. Its product is annotated as E3 ubiquitin/ISG15 ligase TRIM25-like. The transcript is spliced from 6 exons. Gene Ontology annotation, molecular function: zinc ion binding. NCBI's taxonomy places the organism in Eukaryota, Metazoa, Chordata, Actinopteri, Clupeiformes, Clupeidae. Bases 59 to 1342 code for a protein of 427 amino acids. The record is from RefSeq and is a predicted model, not a curated record.